AUGUCCCGGCCCGGCCUCGGGGAGCCCCGCUUCAUGGCCAUCGGGUACGUGGACGACACGCAGUUCGUGCGGUUCGACAGCUACGCGGCGGGGCCGAGGAUGGAGGCGCCGGCGCCCUGGGCGGGGUGGGAGGGGCGGGAGUACUGGGAGCUGGAGACGCGGACCGCGAAGGCCGCUGCACUGGCGUUCCCAGAGAACCUGCACGUCCUGCGCGGCUACUACAACCAGAGCGCGGCCGGCUCUCACACCCUCCAGGGGUUGUCUGGCUGCGACAUGGAGCCCGACGGGCGCCUCCUCCGCGGGUACCAUCAGUCCGCCUACCACGGCGCUGAUUACCUGGCCCUGAACGGGGACCUGCGCUCCUGGACCGCGGCGGACACGGCCGCUCAGAUCUCCCGGCGCAAGUGGGAGGCGGAUGGAGUGGCGGAGCGCGUCAGGAACUACCUGGAGGGGGAGUGCCCGGAGUGGCUGCGCAGACACCUGGAGCACGGGAAGGAGACGCUGCACCGCGUAGAGAAAAACCCAGAGUCCCCCAACUCCGCCGUGGACAUCAUUGCUGGCCUGGGUCUCCUUGGACCUGUGCUCACUGGAGUUGCACUGGUGCAGCUGUGAUGUGGAGGAAGAAGCGCUCAGAUAGGGAGGGAAGUGGGGGGAUCAUGUCCACUGGGGGCUUUGAGGCCACAGGUAGAACUAGCCCUACAUGGUAAUGGGAAGUACCCUUGUAAGGGGAGGAUGAGCACAGUGCAGGCUCUCUAUGACCCAAGCUGACAGGUGAAGGAGCAGUUCUGGUGAAGGAGGAGUCCUGGAGCCCUCGGUGGCUUUUUCAGGCUUUUGUUGAGUUUACCAGGUACAGGAAAGGUAGGGGUGUGGGGUGGUGGGGUCAGGAGGCUGGCAGGCUCUGGCUGGCUUUCAGCUCCCAGCAAGUCUUCACUCUUUCUGGACUGUCCUGUGUUUUCCAGUAGCUUCCGCUUCUCUGCUGGUACUGCUCUCUUGCUUGUUCUCCUUCUGGUGGUUCUGCUGUUCCCCUGGCGUCCCCAUGACGCCACCCUUACAAGUGCAGUCUCAGCCCAGGUGUAUCCCACCUAUGCAUGCCCACACCCUACUCCAGGAGCCCACCAUCAGGCAUGCAUUUAAUCUAAUGGCGGGAAGGCGAAAAGCCUGAUAUGGAUUUUACUUACCCUACAACCAUCCACACACUUGUGUUGCCCAGUCGGGAGCUGAUUGCUAACCCUCUUUUGUAAAGCAUUUUUGAAAAUGAGUGUAGGGUAAGGUAAAAAGUAUCAGGCUUUUGUGCCCUCCAGCCAUUAGAAUAGAUGACGGAACCCUGUGGUCCUGAGUGCAUGCUUGUUGGCAGGCACCUGGAGUAGGGUGUGGGUAUAGGUAGAUGGGAUUCACCUGGGCUAAUGCGGCAGGCUGUGCCUCCCAUGCUGUCUCUUGACAUGAUCCAGGCAUUGGGGGAGACUCCCGAGAAGCAGGGAGUUCCUGUGCUCCCCCGAAGAGGGAAAGUUGUACUUCCCAGAAGAGGGGAGUUCUUGCACUUCCAAAGAAGAUCUGAACUAGGGAGUCUCCACGGCAACGCCUGCUAAAUCUCUCCUCUUUGUUCUUGGUUAAUGCAGAAGUUAGUCAUUAAUUGGCAUAUGAAAACUCAUUUCAGACCUAGACAUUAAUUGAUUUGUUAUUCUUGCACUUGAAUUAGUAUCAUAGAAAGUAAAUAAUGCAAAAGGUUGUAGGGUAAAGAAAAUGUCAGGCUUUUCUGCCCUUCCGCCAUCAGGAUAGAUGAUGGAUCCUUGUCCUGAAUGCAUGCCUGAUGGCGGGCACCUGGAAUAGGGUGUGGGCAUAGGUAGAUGGGAUUCAGCUGAGCAAGACUGUGCUUUUUAAGGGUGGCGUCUCGGGGGGACGCCAGCAGCACCAGUAGCAG
Messenger RNA from Talpa occidentalis (Iberian mole), 1918 nucleotides. Its product is annotated as class I histocompatibility antigen, Gogo-B*0103 alpha chain-like. Gene Ontology annotation, molecular function: peptide antigen binding; signaling receptor binding. Gene Ontology annotation, cellular component: external side of plasma membrane. Lineage: Eukaryota; Metazoa; Chordata; Mammalia; Eulipotyphla; Talpidae. The record is from RefSeq and is a predicted model, not a curated record. Bases 1 to 612 code for a protein of 203 amino acids. The transcript has 4 exons. Gene Ontology annotation, biological process: antigen processing and presentation of endogenous peptide antigen via MHC class I via ER pathway, TAP-independent; immune response; antigen processing and presentation of endogenous peptide antigen via MHC class Ib.